Olea europaea var. sylvestris is the source of this 1362-nucleotide messenger RNA. RefSeq names its product plant cysteine oxidase 2-like. Lineage: Eukaryota; Viridiplantae; Streptophyta; Magnoliopsida; Lamiales; Oleaceae. The record is from RefSeq and is a predicted model, not a curated record. Gene Ontology annotation, molecular function: oxidoreductase activity, acting on single donors with incorporation of molecular oxygen, incorporation of two atoms of oxygen. Bases 372 to 1193 code for a protein of 273 amino acids. The transcript has 5 exons.
GUGGUUUUCCAUUCCUCCCUCAAAACCAACUGUAAAUGUAACCAGUAACCCCUUGCUCCUGCUCCUCCAUAUAUACCCCGUUCCCCACCCCCGACUACCACCUACCCUCGACCCACAACUCACCAAAUCAUUCUCAUCUUCAUCUAUGAUCCAUCAUGCAUAAACUGCACAGAAGAUAUGCAAACUUUCACAUCUCAAUCAGUCAUUUAACUUUCUACAGAAAAUUUUAAGUACAUAUAGUAGUUCUGUGUAGGGAUAAUAAAGCUGUUUGUUGGGACAGCCCGCUAUUCUUUUCUUGGUUUUUCAUAUCAUUUUCUUGAAGUUCUUGAAAUACCCAUAUCAAAAAUUUGUAUUUUUGUGUAUUUUUUUGGAUGCAAAUGGGGAUUGAGCAAAGUGGGUCUGGUGGGAAAGGGAAGGUGAGCAAUGAAUCAAGGAGGAACAAGCGGAGGCAGAAGAAAUUAUCGCCGGUUCAGAAGAUGUAUGAAACCUGCCAUGAUGUUUUUGCCAAUUGUGAACCUGGCGUUGUUCCAGCAGCUGAACAAAUCGAGAAACUUGCGGCUUGUUUGGAUAAGAUGACUCAAGCAGAUGUCGGCCUGAAGCCAAAUAUGCUAUUUUUCAACGAUAAAAGAGCUCCCGUGAUAACCUAUCUGCACCUUCAUGAGUGUGAAAAAUUCUCAAUUGGGAUUUUUUGCUUGCCACCUUCGAGUGUCAUUCCUCUUCAUAACCAUCCGGGAAUGACGGUUUUCAGCAAGCUUCUCUUCGGGACCAUGCAUAUCAAGUCGUAUGAUUGGGCAAAUGAAGUGGAUAAGAACCCUGAUGGUGCAAUUGUGGAUGCUAAUCCUCCAAAAAGUCAUCCCAACGGUUUGCGCCUGGCAAAGCUUAAGGUCAACUCGGAGUUUACGGCUCCUUGUAGACCUUCCAUUCUCUAUCCAACUGACGGUGGCAACAUGCACGUCUUCACAGCAAGGACCGCAUGCGCUGUACUGGACGUGCUUGGCCCUCCAUAUAAUGAUCCCGAGGGUCGUCAUUGCCAGUACUACUUUGACUUCCCAUUUGCGGAUUUUCCAGUCGAUGGUCUGUCCGUGGAUGAAGAUAAGAAGGCUCAGCAUGCAUGGCUUAAGGAGAGGGAGAAACCCGAUGACUUAAACGUAGUCGGAGUGUUGUACAAUGGACCUAAGCUAUUGAAAAAGUGAUAUAGCCAGCAAGAAAACUCAUUGUAUUUCCCUCCUCUCAGGAUUGUACAUAAUCAGGCAGAUUACGAAAACUAGUUUCUAUAUGAAAGGACCAUAGUUUUGUAGUGCGUUUAAAAUGGAAAUAUGAAUUAUAUUUCUUUGUGCACAUUUCAAAUCUUGCUAUAAUAAA